AUGACGGCCUCUGGAAAACCUUGGACAAUCAUCGUCGGAUCCGGGCCGAGUGGCCUGCUUCUCGGUUUGAUGCUAGCAAAGAAGGGAGUCAGUGUCCAUAUCCUCGAGGCAUCUGCUGAGCUCGACGACUCUCCUAGGGCCGCAUAUUAUGGUCCUCCUGCUGCGUACGUGCUCCGCCGCGCUGGUGUCAUUGACGAUAUUCGAGCGGAAGGGUUUGAUCCGUCGGUGACGAGUUGGCGCAAGCUUGACGGCACCUUUUUGGCCGGCCUAGACAACAGUUACCUUCAUGAUUAUCCAGACAGGAUAGCCUGUCUUCCGUUGGCUCAACUGGACCAGUUACUGUACCGGCAUGCAGUUGCCCAGCCCACGCUGACAGUUUCAUUCAAUCAUAAAGUUGUCGACAUUGGCCAAGACGCAGAGAAGGCCUGGGUGGACGUCGAGACAUCCGAAGGUCCGAAGCGUUUGGAAGCGACUUACGUUGUUGGCUGCGAUGGCGCCUCUAGUGUCGUGCGAAGGUGUCUGUAUGGAAAGGAAUUCCCUGGCUACACCUGGGACAAGCAAAUCGUUGCCACCAAUGUUGCAUACCCAUUCGAGAAGUAUGGCUAUGAUGAUGCCAACUUUUUUAUCCAUCCAGAACACUGGCACAUGGUAGCUCGUCUUACCAAGAACGACGAUGGCAGUGGGUGGUGGCGUGUGAGCUAUGGCGAGAUCAACGGUCUUUCUCGAGAGGAGCUCGUUGCACGACAACCCAUGAAAUUUGAGGCCAUGUUGCCCGGUCAUCCCAAACCUAGCGAGUACAGUCUCGCUGCUAUCAGCCCUUACAAGAUCCAUCAGAGGAUCGUAGACAAGAUGAGAGUGGGGAGAUUCAUGCUUGCAGCCGAUGCAGCACAUCUCAACAACCCUUUUGGAGGUCUCGGUCUUACGGGCGGACUAACAGACGUUGGAGGGCUUUAUGACUGUCUGAUCGGCGUCUACGAAGGGAAGGCGGAUGAGAGCAUCUUGGACAAGUAUUCCGAGAUGCGACGACAGCGAUUCAAGAUCGUGACAGAUCCCAUCUCCACGGAGAAUAUCAAGCGACUGUACGAUCAAGACCCGGACAAGGCACUUGAGAAUGACGACUUCCUCAAGCUACUGAAGAGCAUGGAAAAUGACCGGGAGAAGCAGGUUGAUUUCAUGAAAGGUCCCAUGGCUCUUUGGUAUGACUUUACGCAGCACUAUAAGACGUCGGAAGGCAAGACUACAGGGUCAAAGAACAAUAUUGUAUCUAACGUGGAACAGAUACCGGCAGUGGGCGUAGAUGGUUAG
Molecule: messenger RNA, 1305 nt
Organism: Exophiala oligosperma
Lineage: Eukaryota; Fungi; Ascomycota; Eurotiomycetes; Chaetothyriales; Herpotrichiellaceae
Exons: 3
Coding region: 1-1305 (434 amino acids)
Molecular function (GO): FAD binding
Source: RefSeq, a predicted model, not a curated record